UGGUGGUUCUAGGACCUCGAGGACGUGGAGCGCGUCGACGCUGCUGCAGAGGGGAGUUGCUCCUACCCGGAGAGGCUGUUUACGAGCGAGGAGGCACGCAUAGCUGGCUUUACGAAAACAAGUACAGCAGAACAGCUCGGGAAGCAGUGGGAACAGGACGCACCCACCACAGGGCGCUACACACGGGAAAAAAGGGUUUUUUAAAACACAUUUCACGUUGAUUCAACAUGAAUUGCAACUGUUUAACGGGCAUUUGGGAAUUUAAAAUGAUCCGUCGCUUGCACUUUGUUGUUUUGUUGAGCGCUGGUUUGGUGAAUUGCUCGUCUUUUAUUCAAGAGUGCCUAACUUCCAGUGGUGUGGAGUACCGGGGCACUCAACAGAAAUCCUCUUCGGGGAACAUUUGUCUCAACUGGAACAACGUAAGCAGGGACUAUGACGUCACGAGUCACGCAGACUCCGACUCGGGGGUUGGGGACCACAUCUUCUGUCGCAACCCCGAUGGCUCAGAUAGACCCUGGUGCUAUGUUUCCACAACAGAUGGACGAACCCUGAGAGAGGCGUGUGCCAUUGACCCAUGCCAAGACCAAGCUAUCACAGUAACCUCUCUGGCCGGGCCUGACCCUUCACCCCGGUCCUCCUCUGAGGCCUUUGAGUUGGCCAAGCCCCCCUCUGUACGGGCAGAGGACGCAGUGGUGCAGCCAGUGAUGGGCGUCAGCCAGCGGGUCAGGUUCGCUCCCAAGAAGAAGAAAGACCUCGGGACUAUGGGUUACGUUCUGGCCGUUCUCAUGAUGGCCAUCAUCAUCUUAUUGGGAGUGGGAAUCACAGUGGGCUACUUCUACAAACGGGGUCGUGACCUGAAGAAGAAGCAUGAACAGCGCGCGUACGAGCGCGAGAUGCACCGCAUCACCCUUCCGCUGUCCGCCUUCGCCAACCCCACCUGCGAGUUGGUGGACGAAAACGCCGUGGUGGUUGUGGCCGAGUCUGGCGAGCAGACGCCCGGGCAGGGCACAGUCGAGGGCGGCGGCGAGCCGCUAAUCGGCCCCGCCGGAACACCUGGGGCCUGAGAGCUCGGCAGCCACGGCCUGUGAUGUAGCUCAGAUCUUGAUGGACCAAUAACCCACCCCAUGCCCUCUGGGUCUCUCUUCUGGUCUCACAAGCCCUUUCCGUGAAUGUCUACAGCGAGAGGGAGACGGGAGGCGCCCCACAAGUGAAUAACGCUCUCGUCACCUCAGCAGCGAACCACGAGAACGCAUGAACACUUUAAAAUAUGUAACGGGGACUGUUUUAAAAAGCAACACGUUUCAGCAUUUUUGAGUGUUCUCCCCAGCUGAGCUUCCAAAACGGGGCUUGACCCUCGACCAGAGUUCAUGUGCAGACUGUAGCACAAUGGGCUAUUAAUGUGAGAGGCCAUGUCAUAACGGCGCUAAACCGAAGCGGGAAAAGCCCCACAGUUUUCCCGUUUUCUGCUGCCAUUUGUGUCCGGGUCCACUGGGAGGGAAGAGAGCGGGGGGCCAAGGGGACCCUCUGUGUGAGAGGCCGGGCCUGCUGGGACUCCUGACCCUGGGCUACUCGGCUGUACUGCUUCCCGUCGGAAGCCCUGGGGGUCAGCUAGUGAUUCUACGCCUCGCGCUGCCACUGGCAUUAGUUGGGCACCUUUUUAGAAACCCACUUCUAAUGUCGGGCAUCGACGGUAGUGUUCAAGAGCGGGGUUUAUUUUGUUCCUGAGAGCAGGAAGAAUGGAAUAAUGGCAGUUUCCCCAAACAUUGCCAGAGUAGUGUUGAAUGUGUUGCCGUUUUGGAAUCCCGUGUAAAAGCUGUUGAAGGACUCUUGUUUUGCGUCUGGAUGGAGGGAAAUCUUUGCGACAGCCAGCUAGGCAGGCAGGGCAGGGGUCGCUUGAGCCAUGAGAAGACGCACACAUGCAGCUCCAUCUCUGGACCACUUUCAUGUGAAACCAAGCCCUGAACAGAGCAUUCAUCAGUAAUGUCUAGGCAGAAAAGUAUUGCUUGGUAUUCACAGUCUGAAAAGUCCAAAUUAAUUUUAGCAAAUCCAUUUUAUAUGACCCAGACCCAAAGAAGAAAUAAGCCUGUAAUCUUGGAACCAGCUGACAUUUUACAUUAGGGAAUUUUAUCAAACUUUGAUUGAAUGCUGCAUCUUCCAUUAGGGAGGUAUAAUGUGAUAACUGGGGUUUUCAUUUUGCUAUUCUGUUUUCUGUACUUGAUAUGUUACACCUGCAGCUUUUUAGGGCUGUGACUGGCAAAUAAUAAUAAACAUCCUUCCUGUGUU
Molecule: messenger RNA, 2283 nt
Organism: Electrophorus electricus (electric eel)
Lineage: Eukaryota; Metazoa; Chordata; Actinopteri; Gymnotiformes; Gymnotidae
Gene: pik3ip1
Product: phosphoinositide-3-kinase interacting protein 1
Molecular function (GO): endopeptidase activity; signaling receptor binding
Source: RefSeq, a predicted model, not a curated record